Pelobates fuscus (common spadefoot toad) is the source of this 948-nucleotide messenger RNA. Its product is annotated as C-signal-like. Bases 88 to 852 code for a protein of 254 amino acids. The transcript is spliced from 6 exons. Gene Ontology annotation, cellular component: cytoplasm. Gene Ontology annotation, molecular function: oxidoreductase activity. Lineage: Eukaryota; Metazoa; Chordata; Amphibia; Anura; Pelobatidae. The record is from RefSeq and is a predicted model, not a curated record.
GGGUGUUUAAAUUGAAGGCACUCUUCACUUGCUAAGUAUAAGGCAGCUUGCAUUUUUGUUGUAUCAGACAUCCUUCAGAAAGAGAAUAUGGCUCCUCAGAGUAUUCUAAUUACAGGGUGUAAUAGAGGAAUUGGGCUGGAGAUUGUUCGUCAGCUUGCAGAGCAAACAGAUCCUCCUAAACUAAUCUUUGCAACAUGCCGCAAUCCUCACUCUCCAGAAAAUCAGAAACUUAAUGAACUGGCCACAAAGCAUUCCAGUGUGGUGGUGAUAAAACUAGAGGCAACAGAUGGUUCAAGUAUCAGAGAAGCAGCUAAAGAGGUGGAAAGGCAUUUGAAUGGAGCUGGGCUAAAUGUUUUGAUUAACAAUGCAGGGAUUAUGCCACCCAGCACACUGGAAUCGGCAAAUGCUGAGGACUUCCUGAAUGUUUACAACACAAAUGUGGUUGGACCAUUACAAUUGACCCAGGCUUUCCAGCCACUAUUGAAAAAGGCUGCAGAAGCAAAUAAAGAGAAAGCCAUGAGCUGGAACAAAGCUGCAGUAAUAAAUGUUUCCACUCUUCUUGGAUCCAUUGAGAAAACUCCAGAGUCAUUUUUAUAUUUUCCAAUGCUUUCAUACCGCUGCAGCAAGGCUGCCCUAAAUAUGCUCACUCAGUGUCAGUCAGUGGGAUACAAGAAUGAUGGAAUUCUGUUUACUGCUCUCCACCCAGGAUGGGUGCAAACAGAUCUUGGAGGAAAGGAUGCAACCCUAACUGUUGAACAGAGUGUUAAAGGAAUACUCAAAGUUUUGCCCAAUCUUUCAGAAAAAUCCAUUGGCAUUCUAAUUGACUGGGAGGGAAAUAUCAUCCCCUGGUGAAAUGGGACAGAGGCAACACUUCCCGAUUUCAAUAACAUUACACUAAUUAAAGUCCAGUGUUUUAAGUUACAUCUUUGAGCACCGGUUAAGAAAAAA